GUGGCAAAGUUUGUGUGGUGAUGUGAUGAGGCAGUUCAGAUCCCUUGAUGCUGGUGACCCAUAGUAAAUUAAAUUGGUACCCCACCCUCUCUCUCACCUCUUUCUCUGCACAACCAGUGUUUUCAGAAUCAUUGCAAUCGCCGGAAUUAAAAUCUUCACACAAUCUAUCUCUCUUUCUCUUUUCAUCUAUCUAUCUCUCAUUUCCUCCAAAUCUUGCUUGUUAUUUCCACCUCCUCGUUUCAUGUCGAUCUUCUCUCUUAUCUGAGUCAAAGGAUUCUCACCAUGUCAGUGGCACCGGUUGAAAGUAUUCCCACAUUAAGCAGUGAUCUCUUCUAUGAUAUAUUUCGUCGACUUGAUGGUGCAACAUUGGCCAGUGCAGCAUGUACUUGUGCAACGUUGUGUUCCAUCUCUAAAGAAGAGAGUUUAUGGGAGAACGUAUGUUCAUCUAUGUGGCCUUCAACGAAUAGAGAGGAUGUCAAAAGUUUGAUAUCUUCUAUUGGUGGAUUCCGGAAAUUUUAUGCAGACUGUUUCCCGAUUGUUGUAAACAAGGAGGUUGUAGAGUAUCAACCGAACAACUAUCAUGAGUACCCGGAGAAUUGGACCGAAGCUGAGUAUUAUGGAGACAUGAAUGAAUCGGAAAACAUCUGUCCAUCAGAUUUUGUUUCUAUAAUAGAUAUUAGGUUCAAGGGAAAACCGGUCUGUUCCAAAGUUCUUUGGGGAAUCCCAAAUGCAAAUAGCUAUGAUGGCUGGUUCUAUAACUGCCCUUUCCGGAUUGAUUUUCUCACUUAUGCAGAUAGAGAUGAUAACAAUGAUGGAUGUGUUUAUCUUUCUGUAUCUGAUGGUCUGCCACGUGUUACAUCCAUGGAAAGGGAAAGGAAAGAUGGGAAGCUAUGGCGGGAGCUCUGCGAAGGGCUCCAGCUCAGUUGGAUUAUAGUAAACAAGAAAAUGAAACAAGCUGCAAAUCUUGCUAGCUGGAGCCCUCUUGGUGGACAACGACACUGGCCAACAGAUAGGGAUUUUGUGAUCCGCUUUGGAUCAGUUCUGCCUGCCAAGGACAUUCUUCCUUGUCAAGUAGUGGAGUGUAUUCUAAUUAUGAAGUUUAGAGUGGUUCAUACCGAAGAAGAAGGGGUCGAAACAACCCUUAAAUUAACAGAGCUGAGCAUGCAGUUGGAAGACAUGGAAGGUGCUCAUGUUAAUGGAAGAAACAGUUUGCAUAUACUGAAGGAUGCACUUAGCAGCAGAAGGAGCAAAAACUACGGUGAAGUACUUGAGUCUUGCCACAUGUAUUCAAAAGUACAGAAUGAGUUGAAAGAGGAGAAGAUGAGAAAUGAAAGUAGGUUGGAUAGACUUUGUAUUCUGAGUGGCAUUGCGGCCUUUAUGACGUUCUGGUACUGUGUUUUAUAAAAUGGUAGUGUAUAGUCAUUUAAUGGAAUAAGCUAAUAUAGCUCUAACAAAUCUUGGACCUUGCCACUACCAUGUAAGAUACCAUAAUAAAGAGAUCAUUAAACAGAAACACUCCUGCUUUUAGAGUUUUAA
This is a messenger RNA of Vigna radiata var. radiata (mung bean), 1536 nucleotides long. Its product is annotated as F-box protein At2g27310-like. Bases 283 to 1404 code for a protein of 373 amino acids. NCBI's taxonomy places the organism in Eukaryota, Viridiplantae, Streptophyta, Magnoliopsida, Fabales, Fabaceae. The transcript is spliced from 2 exons. Gene Ontology annotation, molecular function: protein binding. The record is from RefSeq and is a predicted model, not a curated record.